This is a messenger RNA of Neltuma alba, 477 nucleotides long. Its product is annotated as nuclear transcription factor Y subunit B-1-like. Gene Ontology annotation, cellular component: CCAAT-binding factor complex. Gene Ontology annotation, molecular function: RNA polymerase II cis-regulatory region sequence-specific DNA binding; DNA-binding transcription activator activity, RNA polymerase II-specific; protein heterodimerization activity. The record is from RefSeq and is a predicted model, not a curated record. Lineage: Eukaryota; Viridiplantae; Streptophyta; Magnoliopsida; Fabales; Fabaceae. The transcript has a single exon. Gene Ontology annotation, biological process: regulation of transcription by RNA polymerase II. Bases 1 to 477 code for a protein of 158 amino acids.
AUGGCCGCGUCAAGGGAUCAGCGAAACUCAGCCGGCAGAGGCAGCGGCGGAAGAGAGCGAACCUUUUCGCUUACGAAAGUCGGAGAUACCAUGAAGAAGGUGUUACCGCCAAAGACGAGGAUCUCUAAAGAAGUGAAAGAAAUGGUCGAACAAUGCUCGACGGAGUUCAUCGUCUUCAUCACCAGCGAAGCCGUCAAGAACAAUAAGGACUUCACGCUCACCGGCGACGGCAUCAUCUCGGCGCUGGCUCACCUCGGAUUCGAUGAUUACGUGGAACCACUCCAGAUUUACCUGCAAAAGUAUAUGAAGCCUUUUGAGGCGGCGUAUAAGGCGAUGGCGGGGACGAGUACCAGCGCUGUGACGGAAGGGCGGCGUAGCGAGACGAGGGACGGCGACUAUCCAAAUGGGAUUCUUAGGGUUGGGACUGCUGAGGAUUUUCAAGACUUGACCGCUCUCAUUCUGGUUAAUAUUUACUAA